AUGGGCAUAUUCAUAAUGAUUUUAAUUGCACCGGGGCUCUACGUUAUGAUUGAUGUUGGACAAAUUGAGCUUCCCAAGUCAUUUCAAACCUGUGGACAAUUCAUCGACAACAUUGUUAAAGUAUUCGCAUUCACGAAAAAAUAUAAAUAUGAAAUACAGAAGUUUCGUGACUAUAUGAACAAAAAGAAAAAAGUUAUCGAUAUUCCUGAAGAAAUCAUCAAAAAUCAUCAAGUGGUUGCAAGCUACGCUGGGAUCACCUCUGUUUAA
Messenger RNA from Ambispora leptoticha, 267 nucleotides. Lineage: Eukaryota; Fungi; Glomeromycota; Glomeromycetes; Archaeosporales; Ambisporaceae. The record is from the annotation of a GenBank genome assembly.